CAAAUCAGUCGUGAAUCGGUUAUUGCUGGGAAGAGGGUUCGGUCCGAAGGAAAGAUAGGAACAUGGAUCAAAUGAAAGAGCCAGAUUUCCUGGAAUGUCUCCAGAGAGUUGCCGCCAAGUUGAAGCGAAACGAGUGGAAGUUCCUCGCCGUCCGCCUCGGCCUAUCCAAGGCAGACGUCGACGACAUUGCCCGAGCGCACCCGGGCAACUAUUCCCGCCAAAAGACUGAGAUGUUGCUGCUAUGGAAACGGAACUAUAGGGAGUACGCGACGGCGGAUAGGCUCGUGCGCGCGCUCGGAGAAAUGGGUGGGAAGGGUGGUCAGAAAAGACAAGAAGACAAACCAGGUUCUGAAGUUCAACAAAGGCAAAUAACGCCAAGAGAAAACCAGUCAAGAAUGCGGGAUAGUUCUCAGAGUUUCUUGUCAUCAGCCGUGCAGAUACGGGGCCUGCCUCUUCCGAUACAAGAGAGACAAGUGUCGCCUAGAAAUCUGUGGCGAUCAGGCACCAUGUCGUUUCCUGGACGGUAUGCGUCCUCCCGUCAGAGUAAUGAGUCAAGAUGGAGGAGGGCAGUCUCAGCCACGCCCCCAAAACAAGGCAAAAUUACCAUUGAAGUUGAUAUACAGAAUAUCUCCGUUCCUCAAAAAAACCUUCCCUUACUGCGUAAAAAUCCUGAAAAGUCUGCUGUAAAAAAGAAAGUUCAGGUAGUUGAGCUUCCCCCAACCAUUGAGAAAAUCAGCAGUGUAACGGACGCAUCGACAGGGGCGGAACCUGUUCCAAAAGAUGCAAGAGGUGUUAAACAGCGUAGAGUAAGAUGUAGAUGCUCCAUUCAUCGAAGCAAAGACGAAACUGAUAGUGAUGAGGAAGAAGUCGAAACCAAAGACCCCUUUGACAAUCUCCUCAAGAGCCUCCAAGAUCCCUUCUUCCGACGACUCACGGGAGGCUCUGCAGAGCUCGACACAGCUGUCGACCAACUGGAAAAGAUGAAAGGCCUCUUUGUCGACGAAGCCAAACUCAAAUGCAUCUUGUUCACCUGCAGAAUCACAGAUAUUGACGGCUUGGAAAGAAUAUGGGAAGAAUACCAAAAUGGCGGCCUGGUAGCCAUGUUGCAGACUUCACUGGUGACGGACCAAUCACUGGCGUCCGUCGGCGCAUGCGGAAUCACGCUGGCGGUUCGAAUGUGCCAAAUCGAGUACCAAAGGUGCAAGGAUGUUGUAUUAGGCGAGUGUUGUAAAGAAAGAGGUGAUGAGCGGUACAAAGCCAAGGAACCUGACUAAUCUUGUUCUUAACACGCUGUUUCUAAAACUUGGCAGUAGCAAGAGAGACCCAGAAUCAAAUGCGUGUUUCGCCACACCAGCUACCGUAGGAAGGUCAAAUACUUGUCUUCAUUUGCAGCAGGGUCCUUCCAUUCACGCUUAAAACAGACAAGCAAACCAAGCAUUGAAAUGAGAAGCACUUUAUUAAUGAUUGGUGUGACUUUAUUCUCAUUCAGAAAGGACAAACAAAUUAUCUCAAUGAAUAACCGACCACAAGUACGUAUAUAAAUAAAUAGACACGCAUCUUUUAACAACAGAGAAAAAAAAUGGUUUCGUUUAAAGUUGACAUUCUAGACAGUGUUAAGGCACUACUAGGCAUACGAAUCGUCACAUGAUUGCAAUAUGAAAUGUAAAUAAGUGGUCACUGACAAUUUGUCCCAAACAUAAAGCAGACAUGAUAAAUACAAAUAUUGAUGACGUAAUGAAUACAAAGAGUUUUGUGUUAAGUAAAGUGCGUAUACAUGUGUAUGGUUUUCUCAAAUGUUACACAGCUUUAGCAAUUAAAUAAUUUCAAAGAAUAUGUUACACGAAGUGAGACUGAUCCAUUUUAUGCAUAUGCAAUUUCAAGGCACUUUUAAUAAACAAAGAACGAGACUAAAUGCGUUGACACUUGACUAUUUGCAUAAUAGGCUCAGUGUCACAUGGCAUGUCACUACACAAAGUGAUUAAAGGCCUAACUGGUGAAAACCAUCUUUGCGCACUUCGACAUUUUAAUGGAUCGAUCCGGUAAGCCCCGCCCACUGCUCACGUGAGGAUCAAUACAUGCGCGUCUAUUAAAACGCCACACUGCGUGUUCUAGACGCGCGCGUCGUAUGCAAGCGCACGCCUGUCGGACAUUAAUCAAGGCUGUGAUUGGUCAAAACAUCAUAGGGUGGGGCCUAGCGGAUCGGUCCAUCGCAGCAAGGAAGAGCACGCUUUCUGCCUACGGCUCUUCGCUGGUGACAGCUUAUACAUUGCACACUAAGUAGCGCACGGGAACCAGCGACAUAUAACCUACACGUUCACUUUGGCCUCUAAAGGAUCUGUAUGUAAUUUUCGCCGUAUCUAGUGCUCCUGA
Messenger RNA from Patiria miniata (bat star), 2370 nucleotides. RefSeq lists its product as uncharacterized. Gene Ontology annotation, molecular function: protein binding. Lineage: Eukaryota; Metazoa; Echinodermata; Asteroidea; Valvatida; Asterinidae. The record is from RefSeq and is a predicted model, not a curated record. The transcript is spliced from 5 exons. The coding region runs from base 63 to 1274 and encodes 403 amino acids. Gene Ontology annotation, biological process: signal transduction.